AUGCAACCAAAACACUCGCCUGACAUCAAUAUUCACUUCCUUUUACAGCUCAAUAUCUUACUCAUGGAUUCCCCUCAGUCGGUCGUGUCCCCACUCAAGACCUCCUCUGUCCAUCCUGAGCCCAAGAAACAGCAGACCCCUAAGACCUAUCCUCCCCAGGAGAUGGAGAUAAAUUUCCAGAGCAAGGACAUUGGGGCCCACGAGGAGGACAACCAGCUCGGGACCCUGGACGUGUACAUCCACCAGGCCCGUGACAUCCACAACAUCUGCAUCUACCAGAAGCAGGAUGUUUACGCCAAGCUCUGCCUGACGAGCGACCCGGAGAGGUCCGUCUCCACCAAGAUCAUCCAUGGUGGGGGCCACAACCCUGUCUUCAACGAGGGCCUCCGCCUCGGGGUCCGCAACCCCGACUCGUCCCUCAAAUGUGAGAUCUGGAUGCUCAGCCGGGUCCGCAACUACAUGGAGGAUCAACUGCUCGGUUUUGCCCUGGUGCCCCUUUCCGAGGUCCUCCUGCAGCAGGGAGGUUCCAGGCUCCAGAAGGAGUUCUCCCUCUCAUCCACCGACCUAUUCCACUCCCCUGCUGGGUUCGUGGAGCUGUCCGUCUCCUAUGUUGGGGCCCAACCGGAUGUGAUCCGGAUCUCGGCCCCACUUCCAGUCCCGGACAGCGAGUCGAUCACGUCCCUUGUAAACGAGUUUGACCAGAUGGAGUUCCCGGACCCUAAGGUCGCAAACGAGAAUGACCAGAUGGUGGAGGAAUACAUUGAGAUAUGCACCAAGGCGGAGGAGGAGUCCCAGUGUGCUGAGAGUCUCGUCAGUUCGGAUGCCGAGGAUGGGGCCAGGCCAGAGGAGAGCCUGUCGGCUGGGAGUGAGUUGAAGGCCAACUCUUCCCCAAGCGAGAUCUCGUCUGCUUCUGCUCAGGUGAGUUCUGAGUCCUCCGAGACCUCUAAGGACCGGAAGUCUCCUGCCAAGGAGCCUGUUUUGGGCCCUGAGGAGAAACCCAAGGAGAAAAGUGAAAACAGGCUGGAUGCCAAGAAUGGUGAUGUGUCUGGUGGGGUUUGCGGGUCUGUGAAACCGCUCGUGAGCGUGAACGUUGAGCCAGAGCCGGAGCUGGUUCAGCAGGACAUAGUGGACAUGUACAUGAAAAGCAUGCAGCAGUUUACCGAGUCCCUGGCCAAGAUGAAGCUCCCCAUGGACUACGAAAACGGGCCGAGCAGCUCCGAGAACUCGACCACUUCAGAUCAUAAGACGCCGUCUUCCAAGAACUCUGGCUCUCGUGUGUUUUACGGGAGUAGAGCUUUUUUCUGA
This is a messenger RNA of Striga hermonthica, 1305 nucleotides long. The record is from the annotation of a GenBank genome assembly. NCBI's taxonomy places the organism in Eukaryota, Viridiplantae, Streptophyta, Magnoliopsida, Lamiales, Orobanchaceae.